Messenger RNA from Ciona intestinalis (vase tunicate), 4509 nucleotides. The record is from RefSeq and is a predicted model, not a curated record. Lineage: Eukaryota; Metazoa; Chordata; Ascidiacea; Phlebobranchia; Cionidae.
UUGAAAAAUGAAAACAUGCCCGACCAUUCAAAGCGCGAAUGAUAAGUUGUUUUCGUAGUUACCGCUGCUUUAGAAAAUGCAGUAGUUUUUUUGCUUAUUUUAAGCUAAUUUUAUGGUAUAUAUAAACAAUAUAUUGCAGUUGCUACAUGGCCUGGGCAAUUUGGUGCUAUAACUUCGUGUAUACACCUCGUAAACAUGUAUCUAUAUUAUUUGCACUGGUAUAUACACCGUAUGUCAAGUGUAUAAUACUUUGAAUACUUUCAGACGUUGCCAAAGUAAGUCAAAGAAAAGUUGCUGAAACGGCAAAUAUGGCUAACGUAUCGUACCACAUCUCAAGUCUGUUGGAUAAAAUGAACUCCCAUGACAAGGAUUACCGUUUCAUGGCAACGAAUGAUUUAAUGACGGAGUUACAAAAAGAUUCGAUUAAACUUGAUGAUGAUAGUGAGAGGAAAGUUGUGAAAAUGUUGCUCAAAUUACUCGAGGAUAAAAAUGGGGAAGUUCAAAAUCUUGCUGUGAGAUGCUUGGGCCCUCUGGUUGGUAAAGUGAAGGAUUAUCAAAUAGACACGAUUGUUGAUACUCUCUGUACUAAUAUGCUGUCGGAAAAAGAACAACUCAGAGACAUUUCAAGCAUUGGUUUAAAGACAGUGAUUACUGAGCUCCCACAGUCAAAUACGAAUGAAAUUGGUCGGAUUUGCAAACAGAUCACAAACCGAUUGACAGAAGCUGUUUCAAAACAAAAAGAUGUCUCAGUUCAGUUGGAAGCUUUGGAUAUAUUAGGAGAUUUGCUAAGCAGGCACGGAGCAUUACUUGCAAGUUACCACUCACAAAUCAAAGAUGCGUUGAUGCCUCUGCUCAAAAGUGCAAGAAUGGCAGUUCGAAAACGAAGCAACACAGCUAUUGGUCAUCUCGUCAUCACCUGCAAUAACCAAAUCUUUGGCGAGCUAGUAGGACACCUAGUGUCAGAGCUAAAAUCAUCUGAGAGCAAGAUCCGGGAUGUGGAAGCUGUGACAAGGAUGAGAAGAACAUACGUUCAAUGUAUUUGCUCCAUCACACGACAAGCUGGACACAGAGUAGGAAAGUACUUACAAGAUAUCAUGCCAUUGGUCACCAUGUUUUGUGAACUGGAAGAGGCUGAUGAUGAAUUGCGUGAACACAGUAUACAAGCAUUUGAACUAUUUGUUAGAAGAUGUCCAAUGGAGGUGACAGCCUAUCUCAGCUCUAUUAUCAACAUGUGUCUCAAAUACAUCACAUAUGAUCCCAACUACAACUAUGAUGAGGAUGAUGAUGUCAUCGAUGAUGAUGUCAUGGGAGAUGAUGAUGAAGAAGACGAUGAUUAUUCUGAUGAUGAGGACAUGAGUUGGAAGGUUCGACGAGCAUCUGCCAAAUGUCUUGAAGCUGUCAUGUCCACAAGACCUGAGUUAUUAAUGGAUUUAUAUCAAACAGUCUCCCUUCCUCUUGUUGCUAGAUUUAAGGAGAGGGAGGAAAGUGUUCGUGCUGAUAUUUUUACUGCGUUUAUUGCGUUGGUCAAACACACAAGGAAUGUUUCAACUGCAGGGGUCGGUGUUGGGGUUUCAGUUGCUAACGGCAACGAGCAAGAGAUGGAAACUGACACCCCCACUUCCCUUCUACUUGCUCAAGUGCCAACUAUUGUUAAAUCCAUCCACAAGCAUCUGUUAGAAAAGAGCACGAAGACACGUCACUGUUGCUUCUCGCUUCUCACGCAACUCGUACUCACGAUCCCGGGAUGUCUCGCUCAUCACAUCGGAGCUCUCAUGCCAGGAAUCGAACACAGCUUGUCACAGAAUCGUAACAACUCCUCCAACAUGAAGAUUGAUACGCUCAACUUUAUUCAUGUUCUUCUUACCAACCAUGAGCCUUCGAUGAUCCUUCCAUUUGUGAAGUCACUCUCCCCACUUAUUGUGGUUUGUGUGAAAGAUCCUUUCUAUAAAAUUACUUCAGAUGCUUUGCUUGUAAUGCAGGACCUGGUCAAGGUAGUAUGCGAUGAAUCCGUCACGUUUGAUGUCGACCCCCUCAUCCAAACUCUCUACCUUGCUACUUUACAUCGAUUAAAAACUUCCGACAUUGAUCAAGAAGUGAAGGAAAGAGCAAUAACUUGCAUGGGACAAAUCAUGUCCUCUGCUGGGCAAAGACUUGAAUCUGAAGUCCCGAACACACUCGAGUUAUUCCUUGAUCGACUCCGUAACGAGAUCACUCGUCUAACCACCGUCAAAUCCAUCCACAUGGUGGCAGUAUCGAGGCGAGUAAGUCUCUCUCCGAUCCUCCCAAGAGCGAUGCCCGUCCUCGCAAAUUUCCUCCGGAAGAACCAAAGAUCACUCAAGAUCUCAACCCUCCGAUGCCUGGAGAGCAUCUUCACGAAUUUUGCUGAUGACAUUUCAAAUGAGAUGAUGGGUUCAGUAAUAGAGGAGAUACCCCACCUAAUCAAUGAUGCCGACCUUCAUAUUACCCAGCUGUGUAUGCAACUACUUGUACUCAUGCUACAACUCCCUAUAUCCAGCAAUGUAAAGCAAGGAUUACUGGUGGAAACACUUCCAAAUAUUUACCAAAUAAUCAAGUCACCUCUGUUACAAGGAGCAGCUCUCAACGCAGUCCUAGAUUUCUUCCGCAUCCUCAUCACGAUCAGUGAGAGGCAGAAGGAGAUUGGUGAUCCUCCUCUCGUAGCGUUCCGUGAUGUCCUCCGAUCUCUCAUCGAGCCAAUUUAUCCACAAAAAUCCUCUUCUUCCAAGCCACGUUUAUCCUCUUCACCACAAGGACAAACAACAUCACUACACAAGCAAGCUUUCCAUUCAACAGCUAAAUGCAUCGCCACCCUCGUUGUCGCAAGCCCUGGUGAAUGUGAGUUGAUUGUUCGUCAGUUCAUGUUGGAUGUUGAGAAUCAAAAGUCGACUGAUUCGAUCCGGAUGUUCGUUCUUCUUUCACUCGGAGAGAUCGGACAACGAGUUAAUCUCGUUUCCUUCCCUGAACUUGAAAGGGUUGUCAUUGGAGCAUUUGCAGCAACGAAUGAAGAAGUAAAAUCAGCUGCAUCGUUCUCACUUGGCAGGAUCUGUAUCGGAAACCUCCAACAUUAUCUUCCAGGGAUGCUUAAGCAGAUUCAGAUGCAGUCCAAGAGCCAAUACCUUCUGCUCCACUCGUUAAAAGAAACCAUCACAUUCUCCACACAAGAAGCGUUGGAAGAAUUUAUGGAAAAUAUUUGGGAAUUGUUGGUUCGGUUCGCGGAAAGCCCGGAGGAAGGAACAAGAAAUGUUGUUGCUGAAUGUCUCGGCCGAUUAACGCUGAUACAUCCCGAUCAUUUGCUCCCAAAACUGAAAGGAUUCCUCUCCUCUGAAUCACCAAAGGUCCGGAGCACCGUGGUGUCGGCUGUCAAAGUGACGAUCACGGAUCAACCUCGGCCCAUAGAUCCUCUUCUGAAAGCUUGUUUUGGGGACUUCCUUGUCCUCCUCGAGGAUCCUGAUAUUAAUGUACGACGUGUGACCCUCACGCUUCUAAACUCAGCUGCUCAUAAUAAAUCUGCUCUAAUAAAAGAUUUGCUGCCUGAAACAUUGCCCAAACUAUAUGGGGAAACUAGAAUUCGUAAAGAACUUAUCAGGGAAGUGUUGAUGGGCCCAUUCCGACACACAGUAGAUGAUGGUCUUGAUGUAAGAAAAGCAGCUUUCGAAUGCAUGUACACGCUACUUGAGUCUUCUGUAACGCAACUGGAUAUUUUCCAAUUUCUAACUUAUGUGGAAAAUGGACUGAAAGACAGCUAUGAUAUAAAGAUGCUUACCUUUUUAAUGUUGGUUCGACUUGCUAAUUUAUGUCCAACAGCGGUGCUACAACAUGUUGAUAAACUGGUUGAACCACUGCGUGCAACAUGUAGUGUAAAAGUAAAAGCUGACUCUGUGAAACAAGAGUUUGAGAAGCAAGAUGAAUUGAAACGUUCUGCAUUAAGAGCAGUGAAUGCUUUGCUCACAAUACCAGAAGCUGAUAAAUCGCCUGCUAUGAGUGAAUUCCUUGCACAGGUACGGUCUAGUUCAGACUUAUCCGCGAUGUUUGAAAGUGUACAGAACGAUUCCUCAUCUGCCACAUCCAUGGUAACAUUGGAGGCAAUGGACACAAGCUAGAUAUGAAGCUGCUGAACAAAGUUUAUGAUCACAUCGUUUUGUUCUAAUUUUCAAAUUGCAUCUGGGCCCAGUUACUAAGGGUUUCAACAAUGGUCCAAAAUGCAGCUACAUAUAAUUGCAUGUUAUGCUUUAAAUAACAAAGUUCUUUGACAUUUUUAUUAUUUAUUUCCUGGUUUCAAAUGCUGCAACGGUUCAAAUCAUUAUUGUGAUUGCUAAAAUUGACAGUUCCAAUCGAAAAUAGCUCGCAUGCCUUAAAAAUCAACAAAUUCUGCUGUUAAGAUUUAAAUGUGUUGUCCGUGGCUAUAAGUAUAAGAGAAUGUUCUUUUUGCUUCCAGUGCUUUUUGUUCUCCCAAAAAUUAUAAACGCUCCUACGGAAAUGUUCGUUAGUUAA